GAAAACAGGUUCGCCAUCUUGGAAGUAUUCAUCAGAAAGUUGUUCGUUCUCUUUGAUCUGCGAGUACUUCAUCGUAGUUGUAGCGGCAAAAUGACCGCUCAAGAGCAGAUGAAGAAAAUGCUGGACGAGCUGAUGGGAACGAAACGGGAUGGUGAGGCRAGUGAUGUUGGUAUUAGUUUCACCAAUGACAGGGUCUGCAAGAGCUAUCUUAUGGGCCUGUGUCCUCAUGAACUCUUCAACAACACAAAAUUCCAGCUUUUAAAGCAAAAGAUGGACCUGGGGACAUGUCAAAAGAUCCACAACCCYGCACUGAAGGCUGAUUUUGUUGAAGCAUCMAAGAAGAGAGACUAUGGCUACGACAUUGAUGAGCUGAUGGCAAUGUAGAAGAAUCUAUGUUAUUAUUGAGUGAAGUAGAAGAGUUAAAAGAAAAGAAACGACAUGCAGAGGACAUCUACAGAAACAAACUACCGCCCACGUCAAUUCAGCARCAAAAGUUACGCGUCUGUGAAGUGUGUGCUGCGUAUCUCAGCCUUUAUGAUAAUGACAGAAGGCUUGCUGAUCAUUUUGGUGGAAAACUUCACAUGGGGUUCAUCAAGAUUCGCGACAGACUGGAAGAGCUAAGGGGGGAAGUUGCUAAGAAACGAGAAGCAAAAGAAAAAGAAAGACAGCAAAGAAGAGAAGAACGAGAAAGAGAAAGAGAAAAGGAAAGACGUGAUCAUGAAAGACGUAAUGAUCGGGAUCGCUACAGAGAUCGAGACAGAGACCGGGACAGGGAUCGAGAUCGGGACCGUGAUCGCGACCGUGAUCGGGAUCGGCAGCGAGAUCGUAGACGCGACAGAAGCCGAGAGAGGAAUAGRAAUGGCGAGAGCUACAGGAGUAGAGAUAAAGACAAAGAUCGACAUCGUCGUCACCGAUCGCGAAGUAGAAGUCGCGACUCUAAGCGAAAGAGGCGUAGCAGAAGCCGUGAAAAGCAUCKUUCCCGCUCCAAAUCCCSUUCACCGACAGARUCGCGAAGUCGWCAAUCUGCGGCACCACCCACAGCUCGSAAAUCAAAGUCACGCUCUAAAUCACGCUCUCCUGUAGCGUCACGCAACGAGGAAAAGAGCGUUAYAGAGGAAAAAUUGUCGAGCUGAUCCAAAAUCUAAAGAAAUACUUGUUCGUGUUACUAUAAAYGUCUAUUGUACAGUCUUUAUACUUGAAAACUGCCAUCGUACAGAYAAGAAAUUCAUGCUUGAGUUGGCGUUGAAAAGAGUUCACAACCCAAGCUCACCAGAGGCCACGAAAUCGGGCAAUAUAAACUGAUUGUACUGCUUUUAAGUUUCAAUAGUGACCAUUUGACUUACGGCAUGUUUUUUCAUCGUUAAUUUCAAAUUUUUGUUUGAAUUCCAUGUUUUUUUACACAUUCAAUCGCUGAAUGAAUUUGUUCAAUAAGCCGACAGAAAGCAGUAUGCGAGUAAGCGCUCUAAGAGCGUCUUGCUUUUAUUGUAAAAACUCAACAACUAUGUCUUUYUCUCCCUCAUACCAAACAUAUUAGAAUCACACCUAUUUCAAAAAAGAAAGAAAGAAAAYGAAAACAAAUAACGAGAGGGCAACGGAAGUGCACUUAUAAUGGARAGUGAUGGAUGUGUAAUAUAUACUUUUUAAGUUCAACAAUGGAUGAUGGGCCGCCCUAUUAUAUCGAUUCUAUUUAUGAGUCAAGAAUAGAGUCACGUUAUACUUACUAACUAACUUGUAAAAGAAAUCAAAACUGCAUGACCAGCGUGAAAGAAUGGUUAGCUACAUUUCUGAUUAAAAUUAUCGUCCAAUGAUGUUUUAC
Exaiptasia diaphana is the source of this 1816-nucleotide messenger RNA. Its product is annotated as putative RNA-binding protein Luc7-like 1. Gene Ontology annotation, molecular function: mRNA binding. Gene Ontology annotation, biological process: mRNA splice site recognition. NCBI's taxonomy places the organism in Eukaryota, Metazoa, Cnidaria, Anthozoa, Actiniaria, Aiptasiidae. Gene Ontology annotation, cellular component: U2-type prespliceosome; U1 snRNP. The record is from RefSeq and is a predicted model, not a curated record.